Daucus carota subsp. sativus is the source of this 3454-nucleotide messenger RNA. RefSeq names its product DNA (cytosine-5)-methyltransferase CMT2-like. The record is from RefSeq and is a predicted model, not a curated record. NCBI's taxonomy places the organism in Eukaryota, Viridiplantae, Streptophyta, Magnoliopsida, Apiales, Apiaceae. Gene Ontology annotation, biological process: negative regulation of gene expression via chromosomal CpG island methylation. The transcript has 21 exons. Gene Ontology annotation, molecular function: chromatin binding; DNA binding; DNA (cytosine-5-)-methyltransferase activity. Bases 165 to 3197 code for a protein of 1010 amino acids. Gene Ontology annotation, cellular component: nucleus.
CACUCAAAACUUUACCCAUUUUAUCUCUCUGCUCUCCCUGACACAGUAAAUCUAAUGCUGAUUUCUUUACCGCAUUUACUUACCACUUACCACUCUAUCCGCUUCUCAUUAAAUACUCCAUCCCAAUCUACCAAACCCUAACAGAAUCCUCAUCCUCUUCAACAAUGGAAGCUGUGGACCUUUCUUUGCAUGUGCUCGAUAACAGCGUCGCAGAGGAUCCUGUCCCAGUGGACUCUGUUUUGGGCUCCAAUUGUGAUGUAAUUGAGGCUAGCAAGGAUGGUGAUGAGGGGAAUGAGGGGCUGGUGGAUCCUGGUUGUAGCCCGGCCGGAAUUGCAAUGCAGGUUCCGGGAUCUCCGCGGCUGAGUCCGCUGCUUCAUUCGUGUGAUUCUGAUUCUGAUUUGUCGAGGAAGCGGAAGGCGGAUGAGGGGGAAAUGUGUGUGGGGAUUGAAUUUGAAUUGGAUCAGUUGGAGGGAAUUGCGGUUGAGAGAGAAAGUGAGGGGAUUGUUUCGGGUGGGGUUUCGGGUUGUGUUUCGAGUGGAAGGGUUUUGAGAUCGAGGAAAGUGGAAAUGUCUCCUGCAUUGACUCAGUCUAGGGAGAGGAGAACACAGGGGAGGAAGGGAAUUGAGGAUGGAUUGGUUUCGAGUAGUGGCAAGGUUUUGAGAUCAGGGAAAGUGGCGGUGUCCACGGUGGGUUUGAAGAGAGAUGAUGAAGAUGAGAGUGGUUUGAUUGAAUUUGGUGAUGAUCAAGAGGGGAGACAGACACCGGUGAAGGUGAAUAAUAGGCCCAAGGCAGGGAACGGUAAGGGGUCUGAUUCGUCGAGUAGCAAGGCGCACAAGCAGAAGUCUGUUGCGUUUUUUGUUGGGGAGCCUGUUCCGGAUGUGGAAGCAAGGGAGAAGUGGAAUUGGCGAUAUCAACUCAAGGAUCAAAGACGCAAGGGCCAAGGCUGGAUUUUAAACGCUAAUGAGGAGGACGAAAUAAUUUUGAAUGUGGAGUGCCACUACAGUCGAGCCAAAGUUGGUAGCUGUGUUUUUAAUAUUGGAGAUUGCGCUUUUAUAAAGGGUGACGGAAAGGAAAAGCAUGUUGGCAGGAUAUUAGAGUUCUUCAGGACAACAGAGAAUGAUGAUUAUUUUAGAGUUCAGUGGUUUUAUAAAGCUGGGGAUACUGUUAUGAAGGAUAUGGCUUCUUUCCAUGACAAAAAACGUUUAUUUUAUUCAACUUUAGAGAAUGACAAUCCAUUAGACUGCUUAAUUUCCAAAGUCAAUGUUAUAGAAAUAACAAGAGAGCCAGGUUUUCAAUUAAACGCUAACCAGUCAACGUGCUUCUAUUAUGACAUGGAGUACUGUAUUGAAUAUUCAACUUUCAGAAAUUUAUUGACCGAUAAUUCUGUCAUGAGACAUGCUAUAUCCUCACUAAAUAACACUGAUACUUUCCGUACAAACGCCAGUGCAAGUACGCCCUCCUUAGAGGAGGACCUAUCAAAUUGUAGAUCGCAAAAUCCCGACUUUGCACUACUAGAUCUCUAUGCUGGUUGUGGUGGAAUGUCGACUGGAUUGUGCCUUGGUGCUGAACUUUCUGGCAUUAAACUUGUUACAAAAUGGGCAGUUGAUUAUCAGAAAUCUGCAUGUGAUAGCUUGAUACUAAAUCACCCUGAAACACAAGUAAGGAAUAUGCCUGCUGAGGAUUUUCUGGGACUAUUGAAAGAAUGGGAAAAGCUAUGCAAUUUGUAUGCACUGGCCUUUGAUGACUCGGACACAAUAGAAUCCAAAAUCAGUACAGAUGGUCUAGAAGAUGUUGAGGUGCCUCGCGGAGAGUAUGAGGUCUCAUCUUUUGUUGAUAUUACGUAUGGUACUAUCAGUAAAUCAGGAAAGCAAGGACUUAAGUUCAAGGUGCGCUGGAAGGGCUAUGAUUCGGAUGAAGAUACUUGGGAGCCUAUUGAAGGAUUGAGUAAUUGUCAAGACCAUUUGAAGGAUUUCGUAAGAAGUGGAUCAAAAUCUAAAAUUCUGCCUGUUCCAGGUGACGUUGAUGUAAUCUGUGGCGGUCCUCCGUGCCAAGGAAUUAGUGGUUAUAACCGCUUCAGAAAUGUUGAUGCCCCACUAACUGAUGAAAGAAAUCAUCAAAUCGUUGUCUUUAUGGACAUUGUAAAAUUCUUGAAGCCUAAGUAUGUAUUGAUGGAAAAUGUAACUGACAUCUUAAAAUUUGAUAAAGGUUCUCUAGGAAGAUAUGCCCUAAGUCGCAUGGUUGAUAUGAAAUACCAAGCACGACUUGGAAUCAUGCCGGCCGGUUGUUAUGGUCUACCACAAUUUCGGUUGCGUGUGUUCUUAUGGGGUGCUCUUCCUAGUGAAAAACUUCCUCAAUUUCCACUUCCCACACAUGAUGUUGUGGUCAAAUUUUGGCCCCCUCCUGAAUUUGAGCAAAACACUGUUGCUUACAAUGAAGGCCAACCCCGUGACCUUGAAGAAGCUGCUAUUCUUCGUGAUGCCAUCUCCGAUCUUCCAGCUGUAACAAGUCAGGAAACACGGGAGGAGAUGUCAUAUGAAAUGCAUCCAGAAACAGAGUUUCAGAAGUAUAUAAGGUUAUCUAAAUAUGAGAUUACAGGCUAUAGGUCCAAUAUUCCAGAAUCAGAAACUCCAGUACUUUAUGACCAUCGGUCCUAUCAACUGAGCGAAGAUGAUUACUUGCGAAUUUGUUUAAUUCCGCGAAGAAAGGGAGCGAAUUUUAGGGACUUACCUGGUGUCGUAGUUGAUCAAGAUAAUAAGGUUUGCCGAGAUCCAACCAAAGAGCUGGAGAUGCUACCAUCUGGAAAGCCACUGGUACCAGAUUAUGUCUUCACUUUUGAAAAAGGAAAGUCAAAAAGGCCUUUCGCAAGGUUGUGGUGGGAUGAGACUGUUGGAACUGUAGUGACAUUUCCUUCAUGUCACAAUAUGGCAUCAUUACACCCAGAGCAGGAUCGAGUCCUUACUCUACGUGAAUUCGCCAGGUUGCAAGGUUUUCCUGAUUAUUACAGAUUCUGUGGUACUGUCAAAGAAAGGUACUGCCAGGUCGGGAAUGCUGUGGCUGUAACGGUAUCCCGAGCCCUCGGAUAUGCUCUUGGCAUGGCUUUCCAAAAGUCUGGUGAUGACGGGCCUCUCUUGAAAUUACCACCCAAAUUUCCUUACCUUGUACCUGAAAGAACUGAAAAGUUGGAAUCAGAACACUGAUAAUUAUCAGUUGAUGUAACAAUGUCAAAUAACUAACCUUGUAAUUUAGAGCUUCAUUCUUUACAAGGUAAACAUUGUUACCUACCUAGUACCUCAGAUUGUAAUUUGUAAUUUUGUCUUAGGUGUAGCAAAACCUUUUGUUGUGUCCUAAUAAGUAGCUAGACUAAUGUAUCUGUAGCAAUAUACAUUUUCUUUAUUUUGUAAAAAAAUUUAUUCUAAUUUAUUGAAUUGAUAGAAAAAGGAGUUCGUCUAUCAUA